GUUUCUUGGUUGGUGGCAGUUUUCCCUUUUGUCACCGCCUCUUUUCCUCCUAGUUCGCCAAUAGCAGAUGGUGAAGAGGAAAGACAAAAGCCUCCCCCAAGUCUCCCAGAAACUCCAAAUGCAGUAAGAAAGACAUUACAAAUUAAUACUAGAUUAGUAGUUCAUACAGCAGCUUCAUCAAUCCUGAAGCCAUUGAAAGAAAAGGGGAGUGAUUUAUAAGGUUGUGUCAAAAUGAAUGAUUUGAUCUCGAGUUCGUUCAAGAAAUACACAGACCUGAAGCAACAGGCCUACCUGGACGACAUGGAAGCAGGUAAUGAGAGCGUUAAUCUCGAUAAAUUCUUUGAAGAUGUGGAGAAUGUGAAGGAAGACAUGAAGAAUGUGGAACGGCUGUACAAGGCAUUACAGGAAGCCAAUGAAGAGAGCAAAACCGUGCACAAUGCGAAGACCAUGAAGCAACUACGUGCCCGAAUGGACACGGACGUUGAGCAGGUCCUUAAAAGAGUCAAAAUCAUCAAGGGGAAGCUUGAAGCUUUAGAACGUUCCAAUGCAGCUAGUCGAAGCAUUCCAGGUUGUGGUCCUGGAUCGUCUGCGGAUAGAACCAGAACCUCAGUGGUUAGUGGCUUGGGAAAGAAACUGAAAGUUUUGAUGGAUGAUUUUCAAGGACUGAGGUCAAGAAUGCAGUCAGAAUAUAAAGAAACAGUGGAACGCAGGUAUUUUACCAUCACGGGGCAGAAGGCUGAUGAAGACACGAUUGAGAAUUUGAUAUCGAGUGGUGAAAGCGAAAGCUUCCUGCAAAGGGCCAUCCAGGAACAAGGAAGAGGUCAGAUUAUGGAUACCAUAUCCGAAAUUCAAGAAAGGCAUGAUGCUGUUAAGGAGAUAGAGAAGAACUUGAUCGAACUCCAUCAGAUAUUCCUGGACAUGGCUGCCCUUGUGGAAGCUCAGGGUCACCAACUCAACGACAUCGAAAGCCAUGUUGCUCAUGCCAGUUCCUUUGUCAGACGAGGUACUGAAAACCUUCAGGAGGCUAGGGAAUAUCAGAAGAACUCAAGGAAGUGGACGUGUAUUGCAAUUCUUGCUGCUGCUGUCCUCAUUUUUGUCCUCCUUUUACCACUCUUACCAACAAUUAUAAAUCUCUUGUAGGAAGUCAAAAAGGAACAAAAAAGCAAAAUUUUCUCUACUUGAGAUGUAUUCUGAUUUUCAGCCUAAAAAACUUCAGUUUAGUUCGUACA
Messenger RNA from Theobroma umbraticum, 1229 nucleotides. It is a transcript of the gene SYP125, whose product is annotated as syntaxin of plants 125. NCBI's taxonomy places the organism in Eukaryota, Viridiplantae, Streptophyta, Magnoliopsida, Malvales, Malvaceae. Gene Ontology annotation, cellular component: endomembrane system; plasma membrane; SNARE complex. The record is from RefSeq and is a predicted model, not a curated record. Gene Ontology annotation, molecular function: SNARE binding; SNAP receptor activity. Gene Ontology annotation, biological process: vesicle fusion; exocytosis; intracellular protein transport.